Messenger RNA from Daldinia vernicosa, 1674 nucleotides. Its product is annotated as beta-lactamase/transpeptidase-like protein. The coding region runs from base 1 to 1674 and encodes 557 amino acids. The record is from RefSeq and is a predicted model, not a curated record. NCBI's taxonomy places the organism in Eukaryota, Fungi, Ascomycota, Sordariomycetes, Xylariales, Hypoxylaceae. The transcript has 4 exons.
AUGAAGUCGCUUCCCUUCUUUCCCGUGGCGGCGCUGUUGCUCACGGCGCAGAUGAUCCUCCCGGCCAAUGGUAUUCCCAAUUGUCCAUACCCGGGUCCGGCCUUCCCAAAACCAACAGCACUUGCCUCUUCCGAUAGAAUUAAAACAGCGAUCGCAAACCUGACGGCAACCUUUGACGCUCGGGGCAUGGACCCGAGCACGAACCCAAAUGGCACGUCGUGGUCGAUUCAAGUCUUCUCUGCGUCCGACUCAGAUGAAGACGAGCCCGUAUGGAGUCAUUACCAUACAGCAACAGAUUUGCUGGCAGCUGAUACCCCCGGUGUGAAAAGCAUCGACGGGAAUACCGUGUUCCGACUUGGUAGUGUCACAAAAAUUUUCACAAUUCUAACGUUCCUAAUCGAGGCUGGAGACACAUAUUGGAACACGCCCGUGACACAAUGGGUCCCAGAGCUUGAGUUGCUCGCCGGAAAGGCGCAAUACGACCCUAUUAUGAAUGUUGAUUGGGAUAGCAUCACGCUGCAAGACCUGGCAAGCCAUAUAGCGGGCAUCGUAAGAGAUUGGAUUCCCACCAGCGCCCAGGAACGAAACACCAAAUUUUUCUCCGGAUUAGCCGCCGUCCCUCCAUCUUUCUCGCCAUCAUGGACGGCAGGAUAUUCGAAUGCGGGAUAUCAAAUAUUAUCUUACGCUCUCGAAGCCAUCACUAAGAAGCGGUACGCAGAGAUGUUGCAGGCUGACAUUAUCGACAAGCUCGAACUCAAGAACACCUUCUACCAAAAGCCCGACGACAAGCUCGGUGUCAUCCCCCAGGGUCAAGAGGAUAAUUGGUCGUUUAGUAUCGGCGAGGCAAGCCCCACUGGGAACAUGUAUUCCUCGGUAGGCGACCUGUCGCGUCUCGGUCGGGCUAUCUUUCGACAUACGCUCUUACCGCCGGCGCAAACGCGGCGGUGGCUCAAGCCUACGGCGCUCACAUCUGACAUACACGAAGGGAUUAGUUCACCAUGGGGUAUCCGGCGUAUCCCGCUAAACGACGGCAGCCGAGUAGUCGAUGCGUACAGCAAAGCCGGUAGUAUCAACGUGUACAUGUCGCUUCUGGUGCUACUUCCCGAUUACGACGUCGGCAUCACAGCGCUGUUGGCCGGCGGCUGGCCUGGAAACUCCAACUGGGACAUCGCGGACGCGAUCGGUGCGAUACUCCUCCCCGCACUAGAGGAGACAGCGCGUGAACAGGCAGAUGCUUCGUAUGCGGGAACAUAUACAGCAGAUGAUGGCCUAAACAGCAGUUUGGUGCUAAGCACAGACCCGUCGCGCCCGGGCCUCGGAAUCGAACAGUGGAUCAGCAAUGGCACGGACAUGGUCCCGAUCGCGAUACGGUACACGCUGAAUUACAACGUGACGGGGCCUGCUAUUCGGCUCUACCCGACGGGAAUAGAGACGCAACCUCAGGGAGAACAAGGGACCAGGAAGAUAGCGUUUAAAGCUGUGAUUGAGAACCUCGACAUCAAGGACCAUAGCGGCGACAUGUUUUCGACGAAUUGCGGAACGUGGGUUGGCCAGACGACGGCCGUGUAUGCGGACAUGCCGCUAGACCAGUUUGUGUUUACGGUUUCGCGUGAUGGGAAGGCGGUUGGUGUUUUGCCGUUAGCAUUGAGGACGAUGUUGAAUAAGAAUGAAUGA